Messenger RNA from Durusdinium trenchii, 399 nucleotides. The record is from the annotation of a GenBank genome assembly. Lineage: Eukaryota; Dinophyceae; Suessiales; Symbiodiniaceae.
AUGGAGUCUGAAGAUGAUGAGAAGAUCUUGCACUGGGUUCUGAAGGACCAUGGUGGCAUUGCUUACUUCGGCUUCGCCUACUACUCCACGAAUUCAGCCACACUCACAGUGGCCAGAAUCGCCGAAGAUCAAGUGAAAGGAGUGGCAGAUACUUUGGAUGCCAAAGUGGAGCCCAAUGCGUACUCGAUUACCGACGGGUCCUAUGACAAUUCAGCAUGGGAAAGGGCUCAUGCUUACUUGGCUUAUGGCUUUACUGAUGCUGGGCAACAAGCUGUGGCCAAUGUGGGCUAUGUAGCGCCUGGUCAUGCACGUGCACUCAUUUCAUCAUUUCUUUUGAUUUCUUUCUUGCUUGGAAAAGAAUCCAAAAUCCAAAAACCACCGUUGAGGGUGUCGUGUUGA